Messenger RNA from Magnolia sinica, 1025 nucleotides. Its product is annotated as carbonic anhydrase 2-like. Gene Ontology annotation, biological process: carbon utilization. The transcript is spliced from 9 exons. Gene Ontology annotation, molecular function: carbonate dehydratase activity; zinc ion binding. Lineage: Eukaryota; Viridiplantae; Streptophyta; Magnoliopsida; Magnoliales; Magnoliaceae. The record is from RefSeq and is a predicted model, not a curated record. Bases 143 to 886 code for a protein of 247 amino acids.
CAACGCGACUGACCGUCUAACGUCUCUAUAUAUACGCAGCGUCCCUAUGGACUCAUACUCGUGUUUUCCUGAUUUCUCUUACUAGAAGAAAGGUUUUUAAAAAAGGUUGCUGCUGAGAUACGAUAUUUCAGACAGAGAAGAAAUGGCGAAAGAUUCGUACGAAGACGCAAUUGCAACACUGAAUAAAUAUUUCAGCGAGAAGGUGGAGCUUCCGCCCGUGCGGAGCGAUUUGCCUCUGCCGCCGCCCGACAUGGACCCGGUCGAGAGGAUGAGAAUCGGGUUCGAGUUCUUCAAGAGGGAGAAGUUUGACAAGAACCCAGAGCUGUUCUGCAAACUUGCUGAAGGGCAGAGUCCCCCGUUUAUGGUGUUUGCGUGCAACGAUUCCCGUGUGUGCCCCUCCCAUGUCCUGAAUUUCCAGCCAGGAGAGGCGUUCAUGUUUCGGAACAUCGCCAACAUGGUCCCACCCCACGACCGGGUUAGAUAUUCUGGAGUUGGAGCUGCCAUUGAAUAUGCAGUGUUGCAUCUUGCGGUCAAGAAUAUUGUAGUGAUCGGGCACAGCCGUUGUGGAGGGAUCAAAGGGCUCAUGUCUCUCCCAGAUGAUUUAUCCACCACUACUGAUUUCAUAGAAGACUGGGUAAAAAUCGGUUUACCAGCCAGGGACAAGGUGAAAAGAGAAUUCGGGCAUUUGCCCUUCGAAGAGCAAUGCGCCAAGUGCGAAAGGGAGGCGGUAAACGUGUCGCUGAAGAACCUGCUGACGUACCCGUACGUUAGAGACGCGGUGGCAAACAAGAAGCUCCGAUUGCACGGCGGGUAUUACGACUUCGUUAUCGGAUGCUACGAGAUGUGGUGCCCCCCCUUCGAAAUCACACCACUCAUCAAAGCCUAAGAUUUCGUGUGGGGCCCACCUAAUAAUCCAUGAAUCCCGACUUACAUAUCCUAUCCUCGUGUGAUGUACGGGGUAGAUCCUCGGAUGGAUGGUUAUAAAAAUAGCAAUAAAGUAUAGAGAGAUUAUCUCUCCUUUUCUA